GCUUUAUCUCGUGUGGAAGGCAGACUAGUGAUAGGCCUCUCCUACCUGCCUCCCUCGAUCGACAUUCGCCUCACCCAGAUCCCCGACAAUGUGGCCAAACAACCUUCUUCAUCUAGUCGAGUCUCCCUUCCCAGCACAGUUCUGCUUCCCUUCGGCAGUGUCUUGGUUCCCUCAACGUCGUCUUCCUCCUAUCCUGUCACUGCCAAAUACCCUGAUGAAGCUUCAACCACGACAACACCUCAAUCACCACCACCACCGCCUCUGGGCGUAAAUCCAUCCAUGCUGAUGUCCAUCUCUACAAUAAUAGAUGAGAACAAUAUGGAGAUGGCCGAAUCCAAUUUACCCGAGGGUUGGGAUGAACGGGUCGACCAGAAUGGAAGGACUUACUAUGUUGAUCACAUUCACAAACGAACGCAGUGGGACCGACCCAUGAGGUAA
Hydatigera taeniaeformis is the source of this 438-nucleotide messenger RNA. The record is from the annotation of a GenBank genome assembly. NCBI's taxonomy places the organism in Eukaryota, Metazoa, Platyhelminthes, Cestoda, Cyclophyllidea, Taeniidae.